Molecule: messenger RNA, 1458 nt
Organism: Jatropha curcas
Lineage: Eukaryota; Viridiplantae; Streptophyta; Magnoliopsida; Malpighiales; Euphorbiaceae
Source: RefSeq, a predicted model, not a curated record
GAAAAAGGUUCAUUAAUUUACAUAUGCCUGCCUUGUUAAAGAAAGUGUGUAACGCUUGCACCUACUGUUUCAUUCCAUAUAUAUAUAUAUAUAUAUAUAUACUAUAUAUACACACACACACACACACACAUAUAUACAGAGAGCGUAAGUGGAUACCAACUACAGCUGAUUUAGUUUUGACAAAAAGAAAGCAAAAGAGAUCUUUCUCUCACUAUUCUAAGACAGAGAGGAUGGACUUUGGGACAAAAAGAUGCUGUUGUGUCCUAUCAGCCAUCCUGCUCGUGAUAUUUUCUUGUCUGUUUUGCAAUGUCAAAUGCAGCUGUAAUGUGUACCAAGGGAGUUGGGUGCACGACGAGUCGUAUCCACUCUAUAAUUCAUCGGCUUGUCCCUUCAUUCGCAAGGAGUAUGACUGUUUGAAGUAUGGCCGCACUGAUCACCUCUACCUUCAUUUCAGAUGGCAGCCCACUCACUGUGACUUGCCUAGGUUUGAUGGCCAAAAUUUUCUGGAAACGCUUCGAGGCAAGAAGAUUAUGUUCAUAGGGGACUCAGUGAGUGUGAAUCAUUAUGAAUCACUGUUGUGUUUGCUUAAUGCUGCCAUGCCUAAUUCCAGUAUCAGGCAGGACACAAAUGCGUCUCUUCCUACUGUAGUAUUUGAGGAUUAUGGAGUGUCAAUAAUUCUGUCUCAUUCCCUAUUCUUAGUAGACAUUGAACAGAAAGACAUUGGUCGAGUUCUAAAGCUUGAUUCAAUCAAUAAUGGAACGGUAUGGAAAGAUAUGGAUGUCCUGAUUUUUAACACUUGGCUCUGGUGGUACAGAAGAGGAGCUAAGCAACCAUGGGAUUAUGUUCAAGAUGGUGACAGCAUUGUUAAAGACAUGGACCGUAUGGUUGCUUUUCGUAAAGGCUUAACGACAUGGGCAAAUUGGGUUGAUUCUGAUGUGAAUACAACUAAAACCAGAGUCUUUUUUCAAGGAAUUUCUCCUUCCCAUUACAAUGGAACAGAAUGGAAUGAACCAGGAGUGACAAACUGUGGAAAGGAAACAGAACCAAUAAGCGGAUCGACUUACCCUGGAGGUCUGCCAUUGGCAUUAACCGUAGUGGAGGAUGUUUUGAGUGGUAUCAAGAAACCAGUUCAUUUGUUGAACAUAACAACUCUUUCACAGCUGAGAAAAGACGCACAUCCCAGCUCUUACAAUUGGUUUAGAGCCAUGGAUUGCACUCAUUGGUGCAUUGCUGGAGUUCCUGACACUUGGAAUCAACUUCUCUAUACAGCUCUUAUUAAUUAGUUACAACAUAAAUUUCAAUAUGAUACCAAUUCUUAUUGUUUUAGUCAUUCAAAGUAGUUAGCCAGGCCAUUUAAAGGUCUCAUGAAUUUAUUUACAGAAUAAAGAAACCAGCAGAAAUAUAAUGGUAUGAACUUUUUUUUUUUAAUGAUUAGAUGUUUACUUGGGAAUUUAAUGA